GAGAGAGAGAGAGAGAGAGAGAGAGAGGACUUCAAAUAAACGUAAUGUCGGCAGAUGAAGUUUUCACUCACACUGCGCCGUGGGGCUUUUACGAUUUCAAACUAACCAUCCAGACUCUCCUCCGACUGACAUGUCGCGAUGUUCCCUGCAGCCUUACGAAACGUGGACUUGCUUUGGGUGAUUUUGUUUUAUUUUGUGUUUCUGCCCGGCACUGGCUGUGGAUCAGCCGAUGCAGACAGCUGUCAUGAGGUGAAGACAGCCUACAUGAUGCGCCAAAUAGGCCCCGUGGAGCUGGUGCCAGACCGGCCGGGAGCAGAUGAGUCUUUGCGAGUGUGUGUCCACUCUGGGCCCAGCUGCUGUACCAGUAAGAUGGAGGACAGCUACAUGGCAGCUGUUCGCAGCGAGACGCAGCAGAAGAUGCGGUCCUACAGCUUUGAACUGAAGUAUCUGAUCGCGGGACAGACCAAGGCCUUCCGAGAGACCUUUGAGUCGCUCGUGUCCUUCACGUCUAACCUGACCAGCACUCUGUUUGACAGCGCUUACUCUGCUCUUGCGUCAGACUGUCGCCCCCUUGUGUUUCAGCUGUUCAGCGACGUCAAACGUCACGUUUCUGGGAACUCUAAUUCCACACUGGACCACAUUGUGCGGCGGUUCUACAACGAUCUUUUCCCGUUGGUGUACCGCCGCCUCCUCAAUCCCGGGGUGGGCCGCACGUCGCCCGAGCCCUAUUCCUCCCCCUCCGAACAUCACGACGACUGCCUGCGGAUGACCCGGCAGGACGUCGGCCCCUUCGGACCCCACCCGGGUCUGCUGGUCAGAAGCUUGUCCCGGGCGCUCGGUGUGGGCCGAGCGCUGAGCCGGCUGCUGGCGCUGGCGGGAGAGGUCGUGAACGCGGCCGAGAAGGCGUCGUUGUCCAGAGAGUGCGGACGGGGCCUAGUGAGGAUGCAGUACUGCUCCCACUGUAGAGGGAUGACGACGUUGCGGCCCUGUACCGGACUGUGUGUCAACAUUAUGAGAGGAUGUCUGGUCGGCGUUUCCGAGCUCGGUGCCCCCUGGGGAAGUUUGGUGGUGUUGCUCCAACGCUUAGCCGCUACUUUAGCAACCAGCAGCAACCACAACAGCAUGGAGCUAGCUCUGUUAGCGGUCCGCAAUCAAGUGAAUGAUGCUAUACUGCACGCACAGUUGCACGGGCCUCGCAUUACAGCCACAGUAGAGAAGGUGUGUGGGCCCCAGGCAGCUGGUCCCAGGAGGCAGACUGCAAACCCUGCCACCGCGCUUAUUUCAUCUCUGAGCACUUUUCCAUCAGUGACCUCAGAGAGGUCCAACGAGACAUCGCCUCCCUCGGCGGCUGCUCGCCAACGUCUGCCGCCACAAUCCCGGAGGUCAUUCGUCCUCAAAGGGUCCAGAGGUGACAAGAGUCGCAGCUUGAAAAAACUGUCACGGGAGUUUGAGGGCUCCAUCCAGCGGUACCGGUGGUUUUUCUCCGAGCUGCCAGAGAUGCUUUGUGAAAGUGAGAUGGAGGUUGAGCAGCACACGUGCUGGAGUGGCCAGGACGUCAUAGAGAGCUACGCAGGUCGUGUGGUUGGCAGCAGUUUUAAAGAACAGAAGGAGAACCCCGAGUUGACUGUCCGUAAUACAGAUCCUGUCCUGAAGGGGGCGAAACAGAGGCUGGAGCAGCUAACACAGGAGCUGUUAGUGGACCUUGGCUGGGCGAGCAAAAGCAGAGGGAAAGUGGAAGAAGAAGAGGAGGGAGGGAGUGCACAGAUGGAAAGAGGCAGCGGAGAUGACUGCGAUGAUGAAGAUGGCUGUGAUGCAUCUGGUGUGGAAAACGGUGACACAUCCAGCGGUCGUAGUCCAGUGACAAAGGAGUUGGCUCCUGCCCGUCGUCCCGUCCCUCCUCCUCCUCCUCCUCCUCCUCCUCGCCUCCCUCCUCCACAGGUUGCUCGAGGCUCAGCUCACACGUUGUCUAUCGAACCUCUGGCCCUGGCGACCACGCUGCUUCUUCUUCUGCUGUCGCCGUGGUAACAUCGCUGAUCACGGCGAUGCGGCCUCACAGAGACAAAAAAGACUGAGAGGCAGCCACAAAAAAACGUUUGGUGGUGAAGUUGAGUAUUCAUAAUUCCUUUAAGUACAGGUCUACCACUCUGAUUGUUUUUUGUUUUGGGUGGGACAAGCUUUCGUUACAUCACAGUUACAGGUUUACACAUUUCUACAUUACCUGGACUGACCUCCACAUGUGUUCGUUUAUGUGAAUUUAACUCUGACAGGAUAGACGGCACAGCACUACUGACUUUUUUUUUUGAAGAGAGAUGUAAAUACAAAUAUAUAUAUAUUAUAUAUUUAUAUAAAGAAUUUUGAUAGAUAACAAUGACUUGAUGUGUAAAUCGACAAUAAUACAUAGAACAUAGCAGAAUGAUUUGGAUGGUUAGCGUUGUUUUGUUCAGUUUGACCUUUACAUUGGGCAUCCCCCACAGAGACCGAGACCCAUGACAGCUGUAGGUCAAGUUGAAGACUUCCUGUGUAACCGCAGUGUACUCACGGGGAAGUGAAGACCUGUAUUCAAUUCGCUCGUUGGCCAAAACAAUCUGUAAUGCGACACUUCAGAUAAUUUACACAUAGCCUCCCCGCAUAAUGAAGCAGAUUGAAGCCCCCCCCCCCGGCACUUUCUUUCACAUAAACAUGGCGUUUGUUAAAUGCAAGCUGGCGAUUUUUUUAAUGUUUGCAGAAUGUAUGCUGAGAGAUUUAACUGUACAGCACUUGAUCAACAUUUUAAAUCCCCCCCCCAAAAUGACUAUUUAGUAGCAGAGAUCUCCCCUAAGAAACAUUUGACUUCCUAGUUGGACAUUUUACAGAUUUAACUCAUUUCAUAUUAGCUGAGGGGAAACUGAGUUCACACUGAUUUCUGUACAAAGUGCAGUUGUAAACGCACCAGAAAGAGAGAAAGAUGUAACAGCUUCCAUUUCCCCCUCACUUCGCCCUCCCCCAAUCCCUCCAGCCCUCCUUGGCAGAAAGCUUUGUUAUAAAUAAAAGUAUCAUAAUCAAUAGAAUCCACCUUAAACAUGAGAAGUGUGGAAGAGCAAAAAGACACAAUCGUCUGUCUGGACAUCUAAAAAUAGCAAUUUUAUAUAAAUCGACUCGUAUCUGGGCAGUGAGCCCAAACACUUGCUAGCAUAAGACUUUUAUAACAUGAUAUUUUAAAGAAGUUGGCUGUUAUUUGAUUCCUAUUUUUGAUGUCAUACCCAAAUGGGAUGUUAUUUUGUAUUUAAGCAACCUCACUCAGCUAUUGCUUGGCAAUCUACAUAAACAAGACACCAACUGGUACCAAUGCACAUAGUGUAUAAAUAAGUGAAUGUAAACAACAACCGUAACGAAUAGCAAGUGUGAAUUUGUAAGUGCUCGUUUGUAUGUGAGAGCAAGUUAAUUUCCUUCUUGUCACUUCUUCUUAGCAUGUGUGUUGGAGCAUACUGUUAUUUCAUGGAGGGGGGGGGGGGGGGGAUCAGAAUUUAAUUAAAUGUGCUUUUUCAAAGUUUAACAGUUAUUUUUGUGUAGAAAUCUUAAUAUUGUGGUAGCAGGAGGCCGGAACACCAGGAUGAAACAAACAGCUAGUUAGCUGCAGCGCUAUGGUUUCUCUUCCCAAGCUCUAAAAAACAACUGCAGUAAGAUCAUUUGACCUAACCAGUGACUCUUUUGUGAAAUGUAAAGGAACCUGCUCUAGUAUAUUGUCCCGCUUCUCUGCUUUGUUGUUAAUCUCCAGCUUAAUAUUAUCAGUAAUAAAAUGUUUUCAAAGACG
Molecule: messenger RNA, 3790 nt
Organism: Pungitius pungitius (ninespine stickleback)
Lineage: Eukaryota; Metazoa; Chordata; Actinopteri; Perciformes; Gasterosteidae
Product: glypican-5-like
Exons: 11
Coding region: 139-2025 (628 amino acids)
Biological process (GO): cell migration; regulation of protein localization to membrane; positive regulation of canonical Wnt signaling pathway
Cellular component (GO): extracellular region; cell surface; plasma membrane
Source: RefSeq, a predicted model, not a curated record